Messenger RNA from Chara braunii, 1165 nucleotides. The record is from the annotation of a GenBank genome assembly. Lineage: Eukaryota; Viridiplantae; Streptophyta; Charophyceae; Charales; Characeae.
GCUGAGCUAGCAGCCAUGACAGACCCGAUGGAACGAAGAGAGAGGGAGGAGGAACAAAAGUUAGCAUGGAAGCUGAGGAUGAAGAGAUAGAAGAAAAAGAGGAGAGAGGAAGUGAACAAGAUGACCGCAGAGGUGGCAAAGGUGCAGGCGUGCAGACAGGAGGUGCUGGCCCUGCCGGAUGACAAGGCCAAGUGGGACAAAGUACUGGGCUAUUUAGAGGUGUUGAGCAAGGCCUGGAUGGAGGAGCGCCAGGCAAGCUGGAGCCAGGAUGUAGCGUUGAGUGCCAUGCGGUCAGGGUUUAGAGAUUUUGCGUGCGAGUUCGUCACCCAUAUUGGGGGCGAAGUGAAGCGAUUGAGAGAUAAUGUAGGGAAGUUUUGUGAGGGCGCCAUUCAGGGUGCCAAAGCUGUAGCCUCUGUAGAGGGAGAGGCCAGACCCCGUAAGGACCCAGUGAAACUCAAGUUCCGAGAUGCGUACGGGGGGAAGAAGGAAGAAAACUUUGACAACUGGGAAGCCAGUGUCAACAGUUAUAUUUACUUGCAGCAUAUCCUAACAGAGGAGCAAGUCCUCGUGGCCUUCAAGGCCCUGAAGGAUGAAGCGGCUAGCUUCGCCAGGUCUCUCGCACGUACAGCCGGUUGUGAAAACAACCUGGUUGCGUUUUCCAAAGUCACUCCUCUUUCUCAAUUCCUCAAGCUCCUCAAGGAGCGGUUCGUUGACCCAACGCGAGGCAUUAGAGCCUCUGAUAAGCUCCAAACGAUCCACUCGCGGCAAUGGAGGAAUGCUAAGGCACUCAAGAGUACUAUGGACGACUUGGUAGCCGUCCCUGACCACCGGGUCACCGAGCCCCAGUUGGUCAAGUUGUUUUAUUGUGCCAUCCCAGAGGCCCUACGCGGACAUUUCUUUGACAAGUCUCAGCAGGCCGACAUCACAUAUGAUCAAUUGAGUAGGGAGGUCGUCCUGUAUGAGUCAAAGUCUAUGCCAGUUACCACUUUCUGGCAUAAGGACCUGGAGAAGGGGAAGAAGUGGAAGAAUCGUACUAUCUCAGGCCAAGUAAAGGCCAAGGAUCACAUGAUCCUGACGUUAGAGGAAGUAGACGAAGAGAGUGGAGGGGGGGAAUAAAUAGAUUAGAAGGUGGAAGAGAUAGUAAUAAUCAAUGACCAUACAAAGA